AUGAGGGUGUUGGAGAAACAAGCUCGAAGGAAACUGAAUCUCCAGUUACCACAGAGCUGUGCUGCCAGCUGCCUGGAUUUCAUUUACAUCAGGGAGUCAUUUUCCAAUUUCAUGGGCUCCAUGGAUGGCCAAGGCACCUGCUGUGCCAUUUCCCUGCCAGAUACUGUCUUCCCUGUGGACAGAGUGGAAUGUUUGAAAUUCACAGCUCAUAUCUUCUCCGAGAAGUUUGAGAAAGUGCUUUCUAAAGUGAAGGAAUAUGUCCAGUUAAUCACUGCAUAGGAAAAGAAACCCUUCAACCUAACUGUCCCGGUGGAGAUCAUGGAAAAGGAUGCCGUUUCAUAGACUGAACUAGACUUUGAGCUGAUUAAGAUAGUGAUGAAGGAGAUGGAGACACUGGUCACCCAGCUGAAGGAAGGAGCAAGAACAACCAUGGUUAAGCAGCUGGAGGUGGAGAUAAGGACUAUGAUUCUUCUGGUAGAGAAACUGCAGACAAUCCACACAAACAACUUGUCUGUCAUUUGCCUGGAAAUCCAGGUUAUUAAACUUGCCUACAUCAUGUCAUUCAUUUUUUCUCUAAGGAUGUCUUCUUAUUUUCUCGUUUGUAUCAGGAGUUGCGGUCCCAGUGGUGUGUUGAACAGCAGCAAACUCUGUAGCAAACUGCUUCACCAGACUGGGUUUUCCCAUUAGUUUGGUGCCUGGGGUCAGGGUUAUUCUCCCCAGUACCCAGAUAAGGGGCUGUACUGGGUGGUGCCUUUGAAUACAAAUGAGAAAGUGUUGGACUAUUACACACUCCACAACACACUGGAUGGCUUACCAUUGUAUAAUUAUGCUCAAGAGUAUCAGAUUGCCUGUAUGGGCAGUGGUACAGCUGUUUACAAUAACAUGCAUGUCAACUGGUACAAUACCAGAAACAUUGCCAGAGUUAACCUGACCACCAACACAGUGGCUGAGACUCAAAACCUCCUUGGUGCUGCCUGUAAUAACCAUUUUUCAUAUGUUAAUGUUGCUUGGCAAGAUAUUGACUUAGCUGUGGAUAAGCAGGGAUUGUGGGUGAUUUAUUCAACUCAAGUGGUGAUUAGUAAAUGCAAUGACACCACACUUCAGGUGCUAAACACUUGGUUUACCAAGCAGUAUGAGCCAUCUGUUUCUAACGCCUUCAUGGUUUGUGGGGUUCUGUAUGCCACCUGCACUCUAAACACCAAAACAGAAGAGAUUUUUUAUUACUAUAACACAAGCACAGAAAAAGAGGGCCAACUUCGAAUUGCAGUGCCAAUGCGUAAGGUUCAGGAAAGGGUGCAGAACAUUAGCUAUCAUCCUCACUUCCAUGACAAUGGUUACCUCCUGAGUUAUGAUCUCAUCUUCCUUCAGAAACUUGGGUUAACUAUUUGGGUGUUAGAGGAAAGGAGAAAUGAACUAAUAGUUAAAAAAUAA
Ochotona princeps (American pika) is the source of this 1431-nucleotide messenger RNA. RefSeq names its product olfactomedin 4 (gene OLFM4). The record is from RefSeq and is a predicted model, not a curated record. NCBI's taxonomy places the organism in Eukaryota, Metazoa, Chordata, Mammalia, Lagomorpha, Ochotonidae. Gene Ontology annotation, biological process: signal transduction.